Molecule: messenger RNA, 1534 nt
Organism: Schistocerca americana (American grasshopper)
Lineage: Eukaryota; Metazoa; Arthropoda; Insecta; Orthoptera; Acrididae
Exons: 3
Coding region: 152-1402 (416 amino acids)
Source: RefSeq, a predicted model, not a curated record
AGCUAGCGCACUGCCUUCCGCGCGUCGAGAAGGCAGUUGUUUUAACUUGCUUUACUAAGCAAACCGAUUUAGUUUAAACUAUAUAAGUUUAUGGGCUCUAGAUCGCUUGACAGCAGUGGAAUCUCGUUAGUGGUCCAGCACAAAGGAAAACAUGGAUGACAAAAAAACUCAAAAGUCUCUAGCUUCUUCGUGGAUAAACAAACAACUAAUAGAGACUGCUCUGAAUAACGAGAAUAGUGGUACUAAAAUUAGAGUGGAAGAAGCAGUAAUCGUGGAUAACGAGAAAGGUCUGGGAUACACGAGCAACAUCCUGAGAGUGGCGGCCACCGUCAGACGAGAAAACGCCGCCUCCUGUGACCAGGUGCACCUGGUAGUGAAGUACGCUCAGGAUCAGGGGAAGCUGAAGGAGAUCGCAGAUGACAACAACGUCUUCCGGAAGGAGUCACUGCUGCUGUGCGAGAUAUUCCCGGAGUUGCACAGGCUGCUGGAGACGGCGGAAGGCGACGCGUUCAGGCCGCUGGCGGCGCGCUGCUUCCUGUCCGGCCGACAGCCCGUGGAGUUCCUCCUGAUGGAAGACUUGUCGGCGGCGGGUUUCCGGCUGCCCCCGGCAGGUCGCUCGUUCGAUUACCGGCACUGCGCCGUGGCCCUGCGCGCCUACGCCCGCCAGCACGCCGCCUCUGCCCGGCUGCUAAGGGACAGGCCCGACUACAGGGCACGGUCAGAGCUCCGCAGCAAGAUGGCCGACGCGGAGAAGUCCUUCUUCAAAGACAUGCUCGACAAGGUUAUGAAAAACAUCGCCAGAGAAUUCAGAACCAUCCCGGGGUACGAGAGGUACGCCGACAAAUGCGAGCACCUAGCAGGCAGGUCCGUCGACAGAAUGGCCGACUUCUGGACGUCUACUGAAGUCACGUUGCCCGUGGUGAUUCACUGCGAUUGCUGGAAAAACAACUUCAUGUUCAGAUACGACGGAGAAGCUGUUACUGACGUUAGGAUUUUAGACUUUCAGAUGAGCAGAGUGCACAGCCCGGCGGCGGACGUGGUGUCCUUCCUGUACGUGAACGCCAGCGAGGAGGUACACCGGCGGCACCUGCCCGGCCUGCUGUCGCUGUACCACGGCGCGCUGCAGGACACGCUGCGCGCUCUGGGCCUGCGAGCAGAGGCGGACGCCUACCCGCUCGGCGAGUUCCAGAGGGACGUGGACUGGGCGCAUGUGCUCGCCGUGUUCAACAGCGCCGUCAGGGGCAUGGUCCUCACGUCCGAGGAGAACGGCGCAGAUUUCGCCAACUUCUUCGACAACACCGACGAGUCCGGCGAAGUUCUAGCAAAGGCAUGCAGGCAUCCCGACUGCGUGUCGUACUUGAAAUAUGUCAUUCCUCUAUUUGAGAAGAAAGGUCUCCUGUGAAUUUUAUUAUAAUUAUUCGUUUUGACCUGCCAAUGUAAAUACAUACUUCCUAUUCGCAAAAAUGAAUGACACCCUGUCGACAUUUGUUACUGUACUUCCGUGAUACCUUUCACUAUCAGUUAGGUAAUAAAA